GAUGAGGUCGAGACUAAAGUGGACCUGCCCAUUCUUCUAAAGCUUCAGAAAAGGGUGAAGGAGCUGGAGGGAGAAAAUCGAUCUUUAUGGAAAAAGCUGGGCAAAAAAGAGGAGGCCCAACAAGAAAAGGCAAAAGAAGUGGAGAUACAGACAACUUUUGGCAGGACAGAACUGGACGUAGAAAAAUUGAAGCGGCAAGAGCUGGAGUCGGAGAACAAGAAACUGAAGCAGAAUCUGAAUGAACUGCGGAAGUCUCUGACCAGUGAGAAUAGCGAUUUGGCGCCCCCUGCUGCUGGCUCUCUGCCUUACAACAUUCUGCUGGAACAACUCAGUUCUUCCAACGAGGAGCUGGAGCUGCGGAAAGAGGAGGUGCUGCUCCUCCGUUCACAUAUGGUUCGUCAGGAAGCUCUUAAACACAGGGACUCUGUACUUGGAGAAAGUGUGAAACUGGAUCUCGGUGAAAUCCACUCAUUACAAGAUUUACAAGAUUCUGACAGAUCCACUAAUAUUCAUACCCUGAAUGAAGAUGGGGAGCUGUGGCUUGCUUAUGAAGGCUUGAAAGAGACAAAUAGGCUUCUGGAGACCCAGAUGCAGGAGCAGGAGUGUCUUCACAGUGAGAAGUACAGGAAGCUGACUGAGGAGAUGAACAAACUGAGGUCUGAAAAGGAGCAUCAACAAAAGCUGCUGGCUACGAGCCUCCUUUUACCCGAAGAUGCCCGAAUAGAUGCAAGCCUGAAGCACGAGAUAACGCGGCUCACCACUGAGAAUCUGGAACGAAUGGAGCAACAACAGAAACAAGAUAAAACAAUACGCAAAUUGAAAAAACAACUUAAGCUGUAUAUGAAAAAAGUGGAAGAUUUAGAAGCGAACGCUCGUCAGACGAUCAGCUCUUCUGAUACGAGCAUGCCGGUCCGACCGGUGCACAUCGCACGCAAGGAGAAGGAGUUCCAGGGCAUGUUGGAGUUCAAGGAGGACGACACGGGUCAUUUGCUCAAGAACCUGGUCGUAGAUCUGAAGCCUCGCGGCGUCGCAGUCAGCUUCACUCCAGGGCUUCCUGCCUUCAUCAUCUUCAUGUGCCUUCGAUAUGCAGACAGCGUGAACGACGACAGGAGACUCAGCACUCUCCUCAAUUCUACAAUCAGCAGCAUCAAAGGCGUCAUCAAGAGAAAAGGAAAUGAUUUUGAGGUGGUGUCGUUCUGGCUGGCCAACACGUGCCGGUUAAUGCACUGUCUGAAGCAGUACAGUGGAGAUGAGGUGUUUAUGGUGCACAACACUGCUAAGCAGAACGAGCAAUGCCUGGCUAACUUUGAGCUGACAGAGUACCAUCAGCUUUUUGGUGACCUGGCCAUUCAAAUCUACCGUCAGAUCAUCAAAAGCAUGGAGAACAUCCUGCUACCCCUGAUAAUACCAUGCAUGCUGGAGCAUGAGGCAGAGCAGGGAGUUUUAGGCUCCAAACCAACAGGCCUGAGGAAGAGGAGCCCCAGCUGCCCUGAUGAAGCUUUGACAGUGGAGGUCCUCCUGCAGCGUCUCAGCUUCUUCCACACCACCAUGAGUCAACACGGGAUGGACUCUGACAUCAUCAAGCAGGUGGUCAAACAGCAGUUUUACAUCAUCAGCGCCGUGACACUUAACAACCUGCUGCUGAGGAAAGACAUGUGCUCGUGGGGAAAAGGCCUACAGAUCAGGUACAACGUUUGGCAGCUGGAUGAGUGGCUGUCAGAGAGGGAGCUGAGCGGCUGUGGAGCAAAGGAAACUCUGGAGCCUCUCAUUCAGGCUGCACAGCUUUUACAAAUCAAGAAAAACACUGAAGCUGAUGCCAAAGCAAUCUGUAGCAUGUGCUCCUCCCUCACCACAGCACAGAUUGUUAAAAUCCUGACCUUGUACACUCCAGUAAUUGAGUUUGAAGAAAGAGUUUCAAACACAUUCAUCACCACCAUUAAAAACCUUUUGAAAGACAGAGCUGAGUCGUCCAACUUGAUGAUGGACGCCAAGAAAAUAUUCUCUGUCACAUUCCCAUUCACGCCUUCCUCUGUGGCUUUGGAGACCAUCCAGAUCCCCGCAAGCCUCAACCUGGGCUUCCUUAUCCGUGUCUAGAGCUGACCUCUGACCUCUGAUCGCACCUUGUUUUUCUAAUCCUGUUUACAAGUAAAUAAAAUAAACCAAAGACUGUUUUCCAUCAAAGUUUGCAUC
Messenger RNA from Poecilia latipinna (sailfin molly), 2190 nucleotides. RefSeq names its product unconventional myosin-Va-like. NCBI's taxonomy places the organism in Eukaryota, Metazoa, Chordata, Actinopteri, Cyprinodontiformes, Poeciliidae. Gene Ontology annotation, molecular function: GTPase binding. The annotation marks the transcript as partial. The record is from RefSeq and is a predicted model, not a curated record. The transcript is spliced from 15 exons.